UAGAUGGAAGUCCAUUUUAUACUCCAAACUGGCAGCUUUUGAAUAAAAUGGCCAAUCUUUGCAUCAACUAACUUCGCAUUGACUUGACGAUGACAAUCUAUUUUUCAGGAAAUUAGUAACAGAGAAUUGAAGUAUAAACCACAUACUAAUGACCGAAAUUUACAUGAUAAAGGUCUAAGUGCCCUGCAAUCAAGUGUUCAUUUGCUCAAAAUCAACCAGCAAUCCUUCCACAAACUAUCAUCAUUCCUAACCUUAGAAGCAAAAGUUGGCAAGGUUGAAGAAGCCUCAAUUUAGUAGUUUACUAGUUAAGGCAGAGGUCUUGGGAGUUAAGACCCAAUUUAUUAGCUGUUCCAAAUUCGUUAUGGAGAGCCUUUUCUACUGCUACCCUCUUGCACUUGUUCUGAUGCAAUGCUGUUUCAUUUUUGUCACUUCCACAGCCAUCAUGAUAAGAACAGAUGUUGCAACCGAUCGAUCUGCUCUUUUAGCCCUCAAAGCCCACAUCACUUCAGAUCCUCACCAAUUCUUGUCAAAGAACUGGUCUUCAAACGCUGCUGCAGCUUCUUCUGUUUGUGACUGGAUAGGAGUCGAGUGCGGCUCUCGGCACCUGAGAGUGACUGCUUUGAAUAUUUCAAGCAUGGGACUUGCAGGCACCGUUCCUCCAGAAGUGGGGAACCUCUCUUUUCUUGUUUCUCUUGACAUGGGAAGUAACUACUUCCAUGGAAAUCUGCCCCAGGAGUUGUCACGCUUACGCCGCCUCAAGUUCAUCAGUUUAAGCUCCAACAACUUCACUGGGGCCAUUCCAAUGUGGUUUGGUCACUUUUCAGAACUUCAAGUCUUGGCUUUGUACAACAACGAUUUUACUGGCCUAAUUCCUUCUUCUAUCUCUAACCUGUCAAAACUCGAACAUCUGGAUUUUGGGCGAAAUUCCCUGAGAGGGCAGAUUCCUGAACAGAUUGGGAACCUGCAGAGCUUGAAGUUUCUGAAUCUUGAAAGCAAUCAGCUCACUGGUUCCAUACCCUUGUCCAUCUUCAACAUCUCAACCAUGGAAAAUGUCGGAUUCACUUUUAACAACUUAUCUGGAACUCUUCCUGUUGAUCUUUGCCGCCAUCUUCCACAUCUCAGAGGGAUUCAUCUAUCUUUCAACCAGAUACAUGGUCAAAUCCCAUCAAGUUUAUCUCAAUGUUCACAACUUGAGAUACUGUCACUCACAGGCAACAAUUUCAGUGGAUCCAUACCAAAAGAAAUUGGCAACUUGGAGAUGCUUGAGGGCUUAUACCUCGGAACCAACAAUUUACAGGGGGUCAUUCCACGAGAGAUUGGCAAUCUUAGGAACCUCAAGGAAUUUGGCAUAGAAAGAAACCAAAUCACAGGCUCUAUACCCAGAGAAAUUGGGAAUUUGACCGAGCUUACAUUGAUUGAAUUUGCGCACAACUUCUUAACAGGUGUAAUACCAGAAGAGAUGUCCAACCUUCACAAACUGGAGGCACUUUAUUUAAUAUUCAAUGAGUUAAAUGGCUCAAUUCCGGUUGGGAUCUUCAACCUCUCAACGUUGAGUGUGAUUUCAUUGGGAUUCAAUCACCUCACAGGCAAUCUUCCUUCGAAUAUUGGUAACCAAUGGCCAAAUUUAGAAAAGUUUCAUCUUAACGGAAAUAACAUUGGUGGACUUAUCCCAGCUUCUAUUGUAAAUUGCUCUAAAUUAACCAUUCUAUCCCUUUCAUCAAACCGAUUUACUGGCUCCAUUCCAAACUCAAUUGGGAAUCUUGAACUCCUGGAAUCUCUGUUUCUUUCUGAAAACAAUUUGACCAGCGAUCCUACAUCUUUGGAGCUGGAGUUUCUUACUUCGUUGACAAAGUGCAAGAAUUUAAAGACUUUAGAGCUAGCUGAAAAUCCACUUAACGGGGUUCUUCCAGCUUCGAUUGGAAAUCUUUCUACAUCCCUACAAUAUUUCAAAGCAAGAGCUUCUAAUAUCAAAGGCCCCAUUCCAAGAGAAAUUGGCAACUUGAGCAGUCUACUCUUGAUUUCUCUAGAAGACAAUCAGUUAACUGGAGAUAUUCCAAGAACAGUCCAAGACUUACAAAGCCUUCAGGUGCUGUCUCUCAUGAGAAGCGGGCAAAUUUGGCAUCAAGAAAGAAUCUGA
Coffea arabica (coffee) is the source of this 2137-nucleotide messenger RNA. The record is from RefSeq and is a predicted model, not a curated record. NCBI's taxonomy places the organism in Eukaryota, Viridiplantae, Streptophyta, Magnoliopsida, Gentianales, Rubiaceae.